CCGCCAAAGGAGUGAUCGCGUUAGCGCAUGCGCUGUACGACAUAACCUCAAAUGGACUGUCAUAUUUACGCACGUAAAUAAACAAGUGAAUUAAUUGUUUAGUGGCUCAAUUAGAAGUUAGUGUACUGUAUUUUGUAUUACACGUUUUAUGAAUAUUCUUAAGGAUUAGUGACAUUUCAGUGAAAAAACUUGUGCAAGGAAUUUGCGAUUGCGAAUAUUUUCAAAGUGAUGAUCACAAACAGAGCUUUAUAAAAUGAAACUCCGACUCCUAUUAGCGUUAAGCGCUUUUUUACUGUGCGAUGCUAAACUGGCCGGAUUAAAGCAGAUCAUUCCGUCCAACGAGCUACCGCCGAACCCCACACAGAACACACAAGCGCUAAGGUUGCUUCAAUUCGAUACAAAAAAUGCGAAAACGAGACGUAUAACAGAUCAAUACAAAGUGCGACAACGACGAGAAGUUUUCGAUUCGAAAUCGUACGAAUCGAGUUUGACGUGGGCACAUUCGGAGAGGCUCGAUGAAAAUGGAGACGCGGUACUACGAUGGGUGAAUUCAGAUUCGAGUAUCACGUUCCGUCUAGAAGCGAGAACCCGUGGUUACGUCGGCUUAGGCUUUAACUCGGGACGUAACAUGAGAGGGGCGGAUUUAGUGGUCGCUUGGGUGGACGACAGGAAUGGCAACGCUCAAAUUUUGGACUGCCACGGGCUAGAGUUUGAAGAUCGAGCUGUAGCUGACGACGUUCAGAAUUACGAACUGAUAUCUGGCUAUCAGAACGACACACACACAACCAUCGAGUUCCGAAGGCUGCUUGACACAUGCGAUCGACAGGACUUUGUUAUUGGUGAGGAUACUACGCAAAUCCUAUGGGCGUUAGGUCCGUCCGGCUCAGAUGGGCAAUUGCCUAAACAUGUGCAGAGUGGAACUAGACCAUUGCGACUCCUGCAACCAUUGUCCAAGCCUGAUGAUGCUUCAUUGAUGCAGUGGGAUGUUAGAUUACGCGAUCUAAAAAUACCUCACGUAAUGGCAACAUUGUUCUGGUGUAAAAUAUUCAAAGCGCCCGAAUUACCUAGGAAACAUCACAUGGUUGGUUACGAACCUAUCAUAGAUAGUCGACCGAUAAAGAACGGUAGACCAGUAUUAGAGAAGAACAGUCUAUCACCAGUACAUCAUAUGGUGCUUUACGAAUGUGCAGAAGACCCGGAUGAUUACGCAUGGAACGAAUGGUCCAAAGGUGAUGGAUACUAUGGACCUAACAAACCGUCAGAAUGGGCGAUCUGUGCUACCCCAGUCGCAGCUUGGGCUAUGGGAUCUAAUGGUGAAUUCCUUCCCGAAAACGUAGGCAUUCCGAUUGGCAAGCGCGGAGGUGCCAGUUUCUACAUGCUUGAAGUUCACUAUGAUAAUCAAGCACUGCACGAAGUUCUAGACAGUUCAGGAAUACGUAUCCACUACACACCGCGGCUGCGCGCGCACGACGCGGCGCUACUGGGUGCGGGUAUCGGCGUAUCCGCGCUGCAUGUCAUACCGCCCAAGCAACGCCACUACCGCACCGUCGGUAUCUGCGGCUCUGAAUGCACUAAGACGAUGAUUCCUGAUGAUGGUAUAACCAUAGUCUCUGUUCUCUUGCACGCGCAUGGCACAGCGAAGAAGAUAUCAUUGAAACAUAUCAGAGGCAACAAUGAGUUACCUAAAGUGUCUGAGGAAAAUUCGUAUGACGUUCGCUAUCAACAGUCUCGUAUUGUUCCCGGCGGCAGGAAGUUUUUGAAGGGAGAUACAUUGAUUACUGAGUGUACUUACGACAGCACCGGAAGAGAUAAACCUAUACUAGGAGGUUAUUCUGCAACACAGGAGAUGUGCCUAUCAUUUGUGCUGUACUACCCUCGCACGCCGCUCGCCGGCUGCUACUCCAUGACACCGGCUAAGGAGUUCUUUGAAACCUUCGGUGUCAGAGAGUUCUACGGCGUUGAUAUGACACAAGUUGAGAACACCUUCCUGUCAUCAUCAUAUGUGGAAUAUCCGAACCUACCUUCAGAUCAGGGAAAGGAUUCAGAAGAAGGCGGUAUGCAAGGUGACGAUCAAGGUGUUGGAUUCAUGAAGGAAUUAGUGAUAAAGGAGCCACUCGAGUUCGGUAACAAGACGUUCAUGGCGCACUUGAACGAGAUGCCCUGGUCGGAGCCACUGCUCACCGAGCAGAUAGAGAAGACGCUCUACAGAGGAAUGCACAUGACCUUCUGCAAGAAGAAUGAUGACUCCUGGGGAGCGCCCGUGCAAAUACAGACUUAUCCGAAUUUUACUGAAUUAACGAACAACGAUACAUCGGAAAAGUCCUGCAAUUAUAAAAGUGUGAGGCUACCGUCCGUCACCAAAACGAAUGCAGCAAUCAAACUGUCGCUUAGCUUGUCAGCCAUCUUGUUUACGUCAAUAAAAUGGCUGAUUGCGCGGUAAUAUUGAGCCAUUUUUUGUUUUUGUUUUAGGUUGUUUUUUUUUUAUCAAGAUCUUGAAAUAUUUAAAAGUCAGGGCAUUUUUUGUUAUGCGUUUGGAAUUUUCGUUGCAAUAACCGUUUUUGUUUACAUGAAAUAUGAUAGGUUAUGUUUUAAUUCGUGCUGGAAUAAUUUUACGUUUCUACUUCAUUCUAAGUCAAUGAUUGAGGUGAAUGAGAAAUAAUUUGUUAUUUGUAACGAAAAUUCUGAUCAUUUUCACAUGAAAUAUAAAUUAAUUUUUUUUAUUAGUAUUA
Papilio machaon (common yellow swallowtail) is the source of this 2729-nucleotide messenger RNA. Its product is annotated as MOXD1 homolog 1. The record is from RefSeq and is a predicted model, not a curated record. Bases 254 to 2440 code for a protein of 728 amino acids. The transcript is spliced from 13 exons. Gene Ontology annotation, molecular function: copper ion binding; dopamine beta-monooxygenase activity. Lineage: Eukaryota; Metazoa; Arthropoda; Insecta; Lepidoptera; Papilionidae. Gene Ontology annotation, biological process: dopamine catabolic process; octopamine biosynthetic process; norepinephrine biosynthetic process. Gene Ontology annotation, cellular component: secretory granule membrane.